This is a messenger RNA of Vidua macroura (Pin-tailed whydah), 6517 nucleotides long. RefSeq names its product SH2B adaptor protein 3 (gene SH2B3). NCBI's taxonomy places the organism in Eukaryota, Metazoa, Chordata, Aves, Passeriformes, Viduidae. Gene Ontology annotation, cellular component: plasma membrane. Bases 901 to 2628 code for a protein of 575 amino acids. The transcript is spliced from 8 exons. Gene Ontology annotation, biological process: intracellular signal transduction. Gene Ontology annotation, molecular function: transmembrane receptor protein tyrosine kinase adaptor activity. The record is from RefSeq and is a predicted model, not a curated record.
GCUCGGUGGGGACGCGGGGGCAGCCAGCCUCCGUCACUGCCUCCAUCCCGCUCCGUCACCACCCUGCCCAUCAGCACCCCCUCCACAACCAACCCAAUCAUCCCUAAAUCGCCAUUUGCGUUACCAUCUCCCAGCUACCCAACUCUCGGAAGGAGCACGUAAAAGCCAGGCUAAGAUUUUGGGGGGAGUUUUCCAGCUCAGCACAGACCCUCACAACCAAGCAUUUCCAGAUGUCGUCACCCCCGGGCCCCCUCCGGGCAGGCUGGGACGGCCAAUGCCUCAGUGUGGGAUGGAAGAGGUCACCUGAAACCCAUCGCAUCCCACCUUGAGAUGUGCAAAUGAGCCACUUCCAAACCGCCCCACCCAUCCUGAAAACAGAAUGGGCCGGAGCAGAGCAAUUAAGGAGGGAAGUGGGAAGGACGGCUGGAAGCCAGUAAAAGUUUUUUUACACAGCAGAAGAAAGCAGCAAUGGUUAAAAGCUGAGGGCAGUGCAGAGCGGAAGGGAAGCAGCAGCGCCUGAACGAGUGUGUGUGUGUGUAAGAGCAUCUGCGCAGCUCCACAUACACAAACCAAAAAAAAAAAAAGCAGAAGUCGGGGGUAGUGAAUUAGCAGUUGGGGACUGAGAAAAUCCAUACAGGAAACAAAACAAAAGAGAAAUCUCAGGCCACUGGGGCUGAGGACGCUGAGAGGGCGCUUCUGACAUAGAUGAAGUUGAUAAAGAAAAGUGCGAUCGCUGGGAGCUGGGACAGCCGCCCGCGGGAAGGGGGGCAGGCACCCGGAUCCGCCGGCCGCUCCUCCGUUCUCAGGAAAAGAGCCAGAAGGUGCAAUUAUGCAUAAAGCAACGGCAGGAGGAAUUAAAAAGCAGAUUUCAAGCGCGGCCGCCUCGCUGGAGCCUCGGCAAUGAAUGGGCACUCGCUGCCGGCCGGCACGCCAGCGCAUCCCCGGGGCUGGCAUGAGUUCUGCGAGCUGCACGCCAUCAGCACCGCCAAGGAGCUGGCGCGGCACUACCUGCGCUUCGCCACCGAGCACCCGCACCAUGACCUCCUGGCCGCCGAGAACUUCUCGGUGCAGUUCACCGACCUCUUCCAGCAGUACUUCUGCCACGAGGUGAAGGAGGGCAUCGCCAUGAACCAGCUCCGCAUCCUGCCCGCCGGCCCGGCGCGGGAUUACCGGGACACGCACCGGCGGCACACCGAUGCUUCCCUGGGCACGGUGGCCACCAAAGCCGAGGCGGAGCCCGGUGCCCGCCCCGAGCAGCCCGUCCGAGCCCCCGAGGCUGCUCCCUCUGGACUGCGCAAGUCCUGGAGCUCGGAGGAGCUGGCGGGGCCGGCGCGGAGGCCCUUCUCGCUCAGCCAGCUGCGCAGGAGCUGGCGCAGCCUCUUCCGACGCCGCUCCUCGGACGCGCUCCCCGGGGAUGGCGAUGGGGAGGCGGCGGAGGCGGCUCUCAAGCCGGGACUGGGGAAGCGCAUCCUGCCCUGGGGGCUGUCGCGGGAGCAGCCCCCCGAGGUGCGCAAGGAGGGGCUGCUCAAGUACGGGCUGCUGGAUGAGAAUUCCCUGGACAGCGGGACGCGCUGGCAGCGCUGCCGCCUGGUGCUGCGGCGAGCGGGGCCGCCCGACGCCGAGGAAUUUGUGCUGGAGCUCUUCGACCCACCCAAGGGCUCCAAGCCAAAGCUGCUCGUCGCCUGCUCCGCUGUGCAGGAGGUGCGGAGGUGCACACGCCUCGAGAUGCCCGACAACCUCCACACCUUCGUCCUCAAGGUCACCAACGCCACCGACAUCCUGUUUGAGGCAGGGGAUGAGCAGCAGCUCAGCUGCUGGACGGCCGAGAUCCGGGAGUGUGUGCGCAGGGGCAGGUCUGACACGGGUGACCCUGAGCUCCUGACGUGCCGACACCCCGACCCUACGGCCGCCAGCCCCACCACCAGCACCGACCCCGUCAGCCAAGGGACGACGCCGGGGGGCCCGGGGGAGGCGGCGGGGCCGAAGAUGGAGCAGUUCCUCUCCUCCUGCCCCUGGUUCCACGGGCCCAUCUCCCGCGUGAAGGCGGCUCAGCUGGUGCAGCUGGGGGGGCUGGAGGGCCACGGCGUGUUCCUGGUGCGGCAGAGCGAGACGCGCCGCGGCGAGUACGUGCUCACCUUCAACUUCCAGGGCAGAGCGAAGCACCUGCGGCUGGCGCUGACGGAGCGGGGCCAGUGCCGUGUCCAGCACCUCCGCUUCUCCUCCAUCGUGGAGAUGCUGCACCACUUCCACCGCUACCCCAUCCCGCUGGAGUGCGGCACCGCCUGCGAUGUGCGGCUCUCCAGCUACGUCGUCGUGCUGCCCCAGGCACAAGCUCCCGGCUCCACCACCACGGUCCCCCUCCCUCUGCCCUUCCCGGGCUGGAGCCCGGAGUUCAGCCUCGUCCCCGCCAGCUCCUCCUGCCUGCACGGCCCCGACGAGCCCCCCGGGGGUCCCCCAGCAGAGCAGAUCUUCCACCUGGUGCCACCGCCAGCCGAGCUGGCGCAGAGCCUGCGCUCGGCCAGGGCCACCGCGGCCACCGCGCCCCGGCCCCGCGACUCGGACUAUGAGGUGGAGGCACCGGGCCGGGGCCACGUCCGUGCCAUCGACAACCAGUACACGCCACUCUGACCAGCACGGCGCCGGCACUGGGAUGCACUUUCGGGUGGAGAAAUCCUGGAGACCUUCUGGGGCAUCCAUCGAGAGAAAGAAUGUACCUGUUUCUUCCUUCUGGUUAGGGAUUAUUAUUGUAUUUUUGCAAGGAAGGGGGUAAUUUUUCACUCCUGUACGGGUGUGCUCCCUCUCGUUGGCCUGUUAAAGGGCCUCUUAUUGUUGUUUUUGUUGUUCUUAUCGAAGCUUUCUCAUUACUGUUUACACAACGCCGCUCGUGCCUGUGCCGGGCCCAGUGUCCUGCCUGUCCCUGACACGACAGCGCCCAGCCAAGGAACCAGGGGCUUGUGUUACACCCAUGGAAUUGGAGAAAGUUAAAAAAAACCCAGGAUAACAAGAAAAGAAUGAUUAUAAAUUCAUUGCCAAGUUGCUGCUCCAGGCCUCAUCCUCCAGCCCCGGCUGCUGAACCCACCAGCAAAGCCCGACCUGAGCUGAGCUCCCACCAAGGGUGGUGAGCAGGGUUUGGGCAUUUUUUUUAGCUAAGGCAAAAACUGGCUUUUUCUUGCUUUUCCUUUUUAACCCAGCACAGCCGUGGUCACUCCCUGCGCCAGGCAGAGGGAUCCUCAUCCUGCUCUCCCGGCUGAUUGAGACUGAACACUAAUUGCUCCAUCCUUAGCCAUGGCACCAGCUGAGAACUAACACAGAGACUGACACAAACCUCUCCUGCUGGUGAGGGAGGGGUUUAUCCCAUUUUAUCCUGGUGAUGGAUGCGUUCUAUCCCGGUGAUGGAGGCUUUUUAUCCCUGUGGUGAAUGGGUUUUUAUCCCGGUGAUGGAGGUGUUUUUAUCCUGGUAAUGGAGCUGUUUUAUCCUGGUGAUGGAACAGUUUUAUCCCAGUGAUUUUAGGCACAAAUCCAAAGUCAGUUUUCCCCGUAAAGAACCCCCCUACUCUCACUUGCCUUUUUCCCCUCUAAACACCCUGUCACCAGGAGCUUGGUGGCAUUUAAAGCUCCACAACGGCCUCGAUGGGGGUCCCUGGGGACACCUCCUCACCUGGAGGAAAAACCUGUCCAAAUCCCUGGGUCUCAGCAUCCCCUGAUCCCCAACUGUCCCCAAACUCUGCUGCUGUUCCUGAGCCCCCGGGGCUGUUUCACCUGCCUGGGGCAGCCGUGAGAGAGGAAGCACUUCUGAGAAGCUGCCUUUAUUUUAGGAAAGAGGAAGGGCUGGAGCCGUUGCGCCACACAGGAGGGGAUGUUCACAGUAUUCAACUUCCAGAUUUCCCAGCGCAGCCUUCCCUGGGAUUUCGGAUGCAAAACUUGCCUUGAGAUUGCCUUACAGAAAGCUUUUUUUAUUUCUACUUUCCUUGAAAUUGCAAUACAGGUGGGAGCCCUCAGGAGCAUUAACAUUUAGCAAUUAAUUUGAAAACCAGCAAACACAAAGCCUCGUUGGGCUGAGUUAGGGAAUGCCACAAAAAUCCAGCCUCUAGGACAGGCUUUGCAGGUUCUGGGUGAGCCCAAAGUCCAAGGAGACAAAGUCAGGAGCUGAAGGGCAAGGCCAAAAUAUCUGGGGCCAAACAGCCCAGCAAGCAGCCCUGAGAGCAAAUCUGGGUUUAUAAAUCAAAUUAUGAGGCUGGGACAAACAGGAACCAUCAAGUGGAGAAACCAUUUAGGUUUUCCUUUUGUGCCUCCCCAUUGCUUGCUCUUGCUCUCUCCUGGGCUUUGUGCAUUUAGAGCAGGCAAGGGCUUUUUCCCCCCCUCCUUUCUCUACACUCGUGCCUGAAACUGGAGCAUUAAGAGCAAAUUGCACUGGUCCUGCAGCACUGCCAGCCCCGGAGAGGCUGAUGGAGGAACAAAGCCAGCCCUGUCCUCGCUGGGCUCCUCAGCUGUAUCCGCAUCCCAUUCUCCUCCCUGGAGCAGCACAAAGGCUGCAGCCAGAGGCAGGAGCACAUCCCCGGGGCUGCCUUGUGCCAGGCAAGGCAGCUCCCUCCCAGGCUCAUAAAUAACUCCCCGUGCUCUUGCAUUUGUAGGGAUGGGGAAGGGAAGGGGGGACAGCACAGCACAAGUUGUCGUUUCCUUCCCUUGCUUGCUGCCUGCUUCCCAAAGCCUUGGAAAAAACACAGGGGUGUGCUAAAUCUUGCUCAGAUUGCUGGUUUUAGUCCCACUGAGCUCCGGGGAGCUGCAUUCAAAGGGGUUUUCCCCCAAAAGGCGAGGUGGAAUCACCCGAAUCUCCCGACAUCUGCAAAGAAAGGACGGGCUGGGAAAAGGCAGUGCUAUUCACAUGCCUUGCCAGAUGAAUCCAGAGAAAUCCUUGCCAGAUAAAUCAGAUGCUGCUGGGGUGGGUUGUUUUGGCACUCCAGGACUUUAUUGUUCCAGUGCCAGAACUGAAACAUGCAUGUGCAUGUGGUAUUUUUAACCUGCAGCUUAAUUACAAGGGGGUUCUCCGCAGUUUAAAUGGAAAUUGCUGUGCUUGAUUAGUAAAAUACACUUUGGGUUCAUUAUCUCCCUGUCAGCCACUUCCCCCAUGCAAACAAACUCCACUGGGGGAGAAUUCCUGUUCUCCCCACCAGUGAGCAGUGGGAGAGUCCCUCUGAUUAUUUAAUAGCUAAUUCCAUCCCCAAACUCACCCACAGGCAGCCGAGGGCUGUCCAGCCCUGCCAGCUCCACCAGCUCAUUUCAGAUCCACUGCAGCAGGACCUGAGGGGAUUUUUGGGCUAUUUCCCAAGCUCCCAGGGGGAACUGAGUUUGAAAUCCUAUUUCUUCUAGAAAACAUCUGGCUUGUGACACAGGUGAGAGCAAGACUCUGCUCCUGCCAGCACGUUACUCCAGCCCUAAGGUGCUCACUCCUCUGCAUUACAGCAGUGAGCAAAGAGCAUGAAGCCAUUCCACCCUAGGGAAUAGAAGCAUUUUGUAGGAAUUUUUAUAUUCUUGUGACUUGAAAGAAGAGCCCAGGGAUGGGCAGGUUUGGUUCCCCAGCCCCCGUGGGCUUUUACUGGCAUUUGUGGGAAUUUUGGGAGGAGGGGAAGCCAAGGGCAGGCAGCCCCUCAGUUUGUGCCUCGGCCCUGGAGAUGGGCACGUGGAACACGAGUUUGGAUCCCACCUGAGGAAGCCAGGAGCCACAGGAGCAGCUCUUGGAGCUGGAGGCCCUGCCCGAUGGCCUUCCCAGCAGAGGCUGGGGGUGGGGAGCCCCAUUUCAUCCAGUUCCUCAGGACAGUUUUUAGCAAUAAAGAUGAAAACCAGGCAGUGCCUUUGCUCUGUGACAGCAGGGACUUGGUUUAGGGCACAAUCCAAGACUUGGAAUUCCUCCCCCUCCUCUUCCUCUUGCUGUUUGCUGACAGCCACUCCUGCUCGGUGGCCUUUGUGUCCCCGAGGGUGUCAGGUUCUGAAGGAGCUCCUGACAUGAAGCAUUAGUUGAUGUCUCCCUCCCUCCCUCCCACAUCCCAGCCCUGUGGAACAGCCCCAGCAGGUACCAAACACUGACACCACCAUUCCUCACCCACCCCUUUGGAUUGAAGCUAUUUUGGGGUGAAACUUCUAGGAAAAGAUCCAGGGAGAAGCCAAAGCUUCUCAUUCCUCAUCUGGACCACCAAAUCCCGUGGCAUCCAGCAUUCCAAACUUUUAGCUUUGAUCCAAACAGCCCCAACAUUCCCCAGCAGCUCCCAGAGGCAGGGAGGUGACUCUGUAUUCCCUAACUCAGCCUUUAGCAGGACGAUUAAAGCCAACAAUUUUGUUGGGAGUGUAUUAAUUUGAAAGUUCUACUUUUCACCUGCACAGAAAAGUUCUUCUUGUAUAGUAUUUUUUUUUCUAUAUAUUGUUUCUGUAUGUACUGUACAAGUAACUUAUUCUUGAAUAAUGCGAUUUUACCAUAAUAUUAAAAAAAAAAAAUCUGCUCUUAAUAAACUGUUUUUAGAACUUG